UUUUAAGUGAGGCUUAUUCUGAAAUUUUAAGUAUUAUUUUUUUUGGAAAAAAUUUAAAAUGAAUAAAAUACUAAACGAUUUUGAUAUUGUUGAAAUGCUAAAUGGUUAUGACUCGGAAUUGGAUGCUUUAGAUAGUGAUGAUGAAAAUGGAAAUAAGCUCGAUGCUCAAGUUGAAAAAGAUACAUUUCCAAUUGAAGAAUUCGAAAAUUUAAUGGAAGAAUUUAAUGCUGAACAUUUAGAAGAAGUAGAGUUGGAUCAGUUUGAAGAAAAUGUCAACAAUAUUGAACAAGUAAAUGAAAAUGACUUAAGUACACCUCACAGUCCAAUUGAUAAUUUAAAAUUAACAGAGAAAAAAGAUAUAAAAUGGCAAAGGAGUCCUUUCCCUAAUUUAAAUUUAAAUUUGCAACCAAUUGAUGAUAUACAACCUGAAGUUAUUGGGUCUGAUAUGAUUGACCCUCCAAUAAAAUAUUUUUCAAAAUAUUAUAGUGAUGUAGAUUUUCAAUUAAUGGUUCAAUAUACUAACAUGUAUGCAUUACAAAAAGGAAAAACUUGGAAAAAUACAGAUAUAAAAGAAAUAAAAAUAUUUAUAGGUCUCCAUAUCAUAAUGGGCUGUACAAAUUUUCCAAGAAUCAGAAUGUUUCAUAAUAAGUAAA
Messenger RNA from Melanaphis sacchari, 653 nucleotides. RefSeq lists its product as uncharacterized. The record is from RefSeq and is a predicted model, not a curated record. Lineage: Eukaryota; Metazoa; Arthropoda; Insecta; Hemiptera; Aphididae. The coding region runs from base 59 to 652 and encodes 197 amino acids. The transcript has 2 exons.